AUGGACAAGAAGUCCAGGAAUUUGCUCGAACUACCUACACAUCUAGUACCGCAACGGCAAGACCAUCGUCAAACACGGUGCAAAUAAUCGGACCAACCGGGCCAACGACGAACAAUUACGGUGGAUCUAGUACUGCAAGUCGUUCAUCGUACGCUCCUUCAUAUAGCUAUUCAACGCAGCGUCCUACAACCACUGGAUAUAGUUAUCCUACACCAGCUCCUGCGCCUAGUUAUCCUGCACCAGCUCCUGCGCCUAGUUAUCCUGCACCAGCUCCUGCGCCUAGUUAUCCCGCACCAGCUCCUGCACCGACUUCCGGCUACAGCUAUUCUCCAAUUUCGAGACCCAGUUACCCCGCUUCCGCUCCCCCGCGUACGUACACCGCAGCUCCUAGUUAUCCAGCACCAACUUCACGGCCAGCUUAUUACGCAUCACGACCUGGGCCACGUUAUCUACCUCCAGUCUCGUAG
Messenger RNA from Heterotrigona itama, 467 nucleotides. The record is from the annotation of a GenBank genome assembly. Lineage: Eukaryota; Metazoa; Arthropoda; Insecta; Hymenoptera; Apidae.